AUGGCUGGCCACGGGAAUGCGCUCACGCACAUUCGCGGCGCCGUCAUCCUGGCACCGUGGCUCAUCUUCCUCCUUCUCGCCGACCUAGCCCUCUCCCUGCAGCUCCCUUUCAAGAUCCUCUUCCCCAACCUGGUCUACAACUCGUCGUCCCGCAUCGCCGAGCCCGUCUGGUACUGGAUCCAAAUCAUCUUUGAGCGCUUCAACGGUGCCAAAAUCACCUUCUCCGGCGAUGCGCUGCCCGCCGGCGAGUCGGCCAUCGUCGUGGCCAACCAUUGCGCCUGGGCCGACUUUUACAUGAUACAGGCCCUCGCCGUCCGCGCCGGCAUGCUCAGCCGAUGCCGCUACUUCGCCAAGAUCCAGCUGCGCAUCGUGCCCUUCCUCGGCUGGGGCCUCUGGGCCAUGGGCAUGCCCAUGGUGAGCCGCAAUUGGGCCAAGGACAAGCAUGAGCUCGAUCGUGUCUUCGCCGGCAUCGUCCAGCGCCAGUGGCCGACGUGGCUCGUCAGCUUCAGCGAGGCGACGCGCUUCACCAAGAAAAAGUACGAGCAGUCCAUCGCCUGGUGCAAGGAGGCCGGCCGCCCGCAGCCCAAGCACCUCCUCUACCCGCGCACCAAGGGCUUCAUCACGACGGUGCAGCACCUGCGCCAGGCACCACACGUCAAGGCCGUGUACGACCUCACUAUCGCCUACCAGCACGGCGACGAGUGGCACGCCGAGCCGACCAUGUGGGACACCCUCAGCGUGCCCGGGCUGAGCGACCGCCUGGGCUACCGUUUCCACGUGCACGUACGGCGGUUCCCACUCGAGUCGCUGCCGGAGAAAGAUGAGGAUCUGGCCAAGUGGCUGGAGGAGCGGUGGGUUGAGAAGGGAGAGUGGCUCGAGGAGAAGAGGGUUGAGUGGGCAGCGACGGAGGCGUGA
Molecule: messenger RNA, 915 nt
Organism: Verticillium alfalfae VaMs.102
Lineage: Eukaryota; Fungi; Ascomycota; Sordariomycetes; Glomerellales; Plectosphaerellaceae
Product: 1-acyl-sn-glycerol-3-phosphate acyltransferase
Exons: 2
Coding region: 1-915 (304 amino acids)
Cellular component (GO): endomembrane system
Molecular function (GO): 1-acylglycerol-3-phosphate O-acyltransferase activity
Source: RefSeq, a predicted model, not a curated record